UACGAGCAUUUUUAUUAAUUUGUGUCUGUAAUGUUGCUUUAUUCUAACAUGAUUAUGAAAUAUAGUAUGUGUGUUUUUCCGGUGUUUGUUUUUGUUCUUAGAUCACUCGAUCAAGGAAUAUUGGAUUUUUAAUGGAAUCAUAGAACAGCGAAUUGCUUAAUUAAAAUUAAUAAGGUCGUAUAUUAUUCAUUUACAUUGUGGAGUACGGUAAAUGAAUAUCAGAAAUAUCGAUAUUUUCUGGUGCAGUGGCACAACGGGACUUAACAAAUCCAAUACUUUCGAAUUAAGUUUAGAUGAAAUGGAAUUAUUUGAAUUAACCUACACUGUUCUUUAAUAUUGACGUAAAAAUGCUUUUUACAAUGGGAUUAGUAAUGCUGAUCGCAACGUGUAGAAUUUUAGCUGUCAGCGACAGCUUAAUAACAAUAGGAAUUAUAGCCAAUGGAACAGAGAACGUCGAGACAGUAAAUAUUUUGAGCCAUUCACAUGCGUUUAAGAUCGUCAAACAUAUUAUUAAUACGACGGAAGUGUACAAUAUAUUCAGUUCAGUUCAAAGGUUGGAUGCCAGUGCAAGUGUGGAUGUUAUCACAUUGCUGAACUAUGAUAUUUCCAUUGUAAAGAUGCCACAAAUACUGAGGACACACAAUAAGAAGUUGAUAAAAAUGGGAGCGAGACCUAGAUUCCAUCAAAACAUAGAUGGAACUAAGACAGAAAUAUCUAAAAAUACCGUUUCCUGCACAAUGGACCUUGAUGACUUCCGUAAUGAUGUUUAUUGUGUGCCAACUACAAACGGGACAACUGUUGAUAGGUAACUCGUGUUUUUCUGUUAUAUGUUACACG
Molecule: messenger RNA, 837 nt
Organism: Mercenaria mercenaria
Lineage: Eukaryota; Metazoa; Mollusca; Bivalvia; Venerida; Veneridae
Exons: 4
Coding region: 348-809 (153 amino acids)
Source: RefSeq, a predicted model, not a curated record